AAAGCAAGAAAAACCCCCAAACAAGUCACGUGAAAAACGCUCAGUUGGGAUUAAGCCACAUUUUAGACCCUGUUACAGUGUGUGCAGGGAGCCAUGGCUGCAUCAGUGAAUCCUCUGAAAAGCCUCCGAGAUGAAGCUACUUGCUCCAUCUGUCUGAGUUUUUACAAGGAUCCCGUGUUUUUGGAUUGCGGGCACAGUUUCUGCCGAGCCUGCAUCACCCAGUGCUGGGAGGGAUCAGAUACAGCCACCUCCUGCCCUCAGUGCAGAGAGACCUUCCCCCAGGGGACCAUAAAGCCGAACAGACAACUGGGGAACUUUGUAGAAAUAGCCAAGCAGCUGAGUGUCCCAGCAGCAGCAGGAGGUUUGUGCCACGUGCACCAGGAGCCUUUCAAACUCUUCUGUAACCAGGACCAAGUUCUCAUCUGUGUGAUCUGCAGGGAGUCCCAGGCUCACCGCGCUCACUUGGUGGUCCCCACAGAGGAGGCUGCCCAGGCCUACAAGGAACAAAUUCACACCCAAUUGAACACACUGAAGAAAGAGAGAGAAGAACUUCUGGAGUGGAAACGGGAGGGAGAGACGCAAAGCCAGGAAUAUCUGGGAAAGAUAGAAGCUGAGAGGCAGAAGAUUGUGUCUGAAUUUGAGCAACUGCGGCAAUUCCUGGAGGAACAAGAGCGACUCCUGCUGGCCCGGCUGGAAGAAUUGGACAAGGAAAUUGUGAAGCUACAGGAUGAAAAUGUCACCAAACUGUCUGAGGAGAUUUCCCGACUCAGUGACUUGAUCAGUGAGAUAGAAGAGAAGUGUCAGCAGCCAACAAGACAAUUCCUGCAGGACAUCAGAAGCACCUGGAGCAGGUGUGAGAAGCUGAAGUUCGAGAAACCAGUGGCAGUGCCAGAGGACCUGAGAGAGAGAGUCGGCGUCUCUUCCCAAAGAAAUGUUUGUCUGCAGGAGACUCUGAAGAAAUUCAAAGAGACCCUGCCCUAUCAACUGAGCUUUCUGAUCUCAAAGGCGGAGAAAGAUGUGCAGGCCACUCUGGAUCCAGAUCUGGCAAAUCGCUGUUCCAUCAUAUCCACAGAUGAGAGUGUGAUAUACAAAUACCAACACACAAAAUCUCUGGAGAAACAGAACAGGUUUUACCCUGCUGCCUGUGUGCUGGGCUCUAAGGGCUUCACCUCAGGGAGAUGUUACUGGGAAGUGGAGGUGGGGAACAAACAUCUUUGGGUUUUGGGCAUUGCCAAAGAGUCUGUGACACACGAGGGAGCGAUAAGCUGUACACCAGAGGAGGGGGUCUGGGCUUUGCAGAGUACAGGGAAUGAGUACUGGGCCCUCACCUCCCCUAAGACUGCUCUGGACCUACAUCGUAGCCCCAGUAACGUUGUGGUUUAUCUGGAUUAUGAAGGGGAGAAAGUUACAUUUUAUGACGUUACAUCUUCUGGCAGAGAGCCAAUCUUUACUUUCACAUGCUCUUUCACUGGGAAGAUCGUCCCCUUCUUUGGGAGCCGGUGUGUCAAAUAUCGGAAACAAUUUGUUGGUUAUCACUAUGAUCUAUUGGAUUAAAACUGUGACGGAGGAGUGGGUAUCACACUCAAUAUGAGAUAUCUAAUAUAGAGCAAAGAUGUGGGAAAUAGAUAAAUUAUGGCUAUCACACAUUGCCAGCCUAUGAAAAUGAUGUGUCAGGCUCCCCAAAAUCAUGUCUCUCUUAAUCCUUUUCUACACAAACAUGAAGGCUGGAAAUGUAUCUGUAAUAUAAUCUGAGCUCCCUCAAAUCUAUCUACUCCAGCAGCUGGGAUUGUAAGAAAAACACUGAGUGCUGCAAGACUUACAAUAAAUUGGUGAUGAGAGAGGACAAGAUUGAAUUGCUCAGCAUUAUACUGGUGACAGGAGUUUCUCAACCCUUUUCCAUGCCUGUCUCUGUAACUCUGUGAUCCUCCAGGCACACACAGACUGGCCAACCAGGAGCCACUCCCAGGGUCACAGCAGAGCCUGCCUGUCUUAGGGCAGGUCUACA
Molecule: messenger RNA, 2005 nt
Organism: Mauremys reevesii (Reeves's turtle)
Lineage: Eukaryota; Metazoa; Chordata; Testudines; Geoemydidae
Product: zinc finger protein RFP-like
Exons: 7
Coding region: 94-1554 (486 amino acids)
Molecular function (GO): protein binding; zinc ion binding
Source: RefSeq, a predicted model, not a curated record